Molecule: messenger RNA, 1301 nt
Organism: Cuscuta campestris
Lineage: Eukaryota; Viridiplantae; Streptophyta; Magnoliopsida; Solanales; Convolvulaceae
Source: the annotation of a GenBank genome assembly
GUGGAUACUGUGCCCGCCAAGUCGCUUCCCUCUUCAAUUUUCAGUACCAAGAAAUCAGACGCAACAAUGGCUAAUCCAAGAAAAAUUCCGGCGACCACUGCAGGGAAAAUCAUAAAAUGCAAAGCUGCCGUGUUAUGGGGACCCCGCCAGCCCCUGAGGAUACAGGAGGUGGAGGUGGCGCCGCCGCAUAAAAUGGAGGUUCGGGUCAAGAUUCUUUUCACUUCCGUCUGUCCCGGAGAUAUUGUAACCUGGUCUUUCCAGGGUCCAUUCUUCCCUAUGAUUAUGGGACAUGAAGCAACAGGGGUUGUGGAGAGCGUGGGGGAGGGCGUGACGGGAUUAGUUGCAGGGGAUACGGUUAUGACGGUGUACACUGGGGAAUGUGGAGAAUGUGCUCACUGCAAAUCUGAAGAAAGUAAUCUGUGUAGUCUUCUUUGUUUUAAGUUCAUUGAGGGACUGAAGAUCUGUGAAGGCACACCAAGGUUUUUAGUUGAAGGAAAACCCAUAUACCAUUAUGCCACCACUUCCACAUUUACUGAGUACACCGUGUGUCCUGCCGGGUGUGUUGUCAAAAUCAAUCCUCUUGCUCCACUGGACAAGAUUUGUGCAUUGAGCUGUGGGGUUGUUUCAGGUUUGGGUUCUGUGUUGAAUGUUGCCAGGCCACCAAAAGAUUCCUCUGUGGCUAUUUUCGGACUCGGUCUAACAGGACUUGCAGCUGCAGAAGCAGCCAGAAUAGCUGGUGCUUCGGAGAUAAUAUGCGUCGAUGUGGAUGUAAACAAGCUUAGAAAGGCGGUUGGAUUUGGCAUGACAUACUUUCUGAACCCGCCGCGUUAUAACAUGCCAAUUAAAGAUAUCAUUGUGGAUAUGACCCGUGGAGGAGCAGACCGAAGUGUGGAUUGCACUGGGGACAUCAGCUGCAUGAGAUGUGCAUUUGAAUGUGUUCAUAAAGAAUGGGGCAUUGCGGUUCUCAACGCUGAGUCGCGCCAAAAGUUGAGGACUGAUUCACUGAAAUUCGCAGGGGAGAGGACUCUGAAGGGCUGCUACUUUGGGAACUACAAACCGCGGUCUCAACUUCCCUCACUUGUGGACAUGGUCAUGAAGGGGGAACUUGACAUGGACAAGUUUAUCACUUACCGGUUUCGAUUUGCUGAGAUCAAUGAGGCCUUGCAGAGAUCGCUUACUGACGCAACGAUACUUCUCUGCAUUGUCGCAAUGGAAUGAAUGAUUCAUAUGAUCUGCUCCUUGCAUAAUAACAUCUGUACAAACUGUCAAUGCAAUGUCCAUAGCAAAUAGUACCAUAGUUU